ACAGCUAGUCGUUGCGCGUCCACGGUGCGCGUCCCACGAGUCCAUCAGAAGGUUGAUACUACAGAAGAUAGCGGACCGACCGGAGCGGUCCGUCAGACACCAGGAGGGUUCCCUUCACUCUUAAAGUAGAUAUCUAUACUCAUUAACGCGCAACGUUACGGUGGUGGUUGAUAUUAAGAGCGUCUUUAUCGUUUAAUUCCGCUGGGAAACGGAACGGAGAGCCGCUUUCAGCCAUGAUGCUCGGUUUAGCGGGCUAGAGCUAGCGUUACUGUUCACUGUUCCGGGGAUCAGGACCGCGGGUCCGGGUCCUCUCGACUCGAGAAGUGGUUAAAGAUGACUAAAAGAAGCUGGAUCAGAGAGCUGUGGCUCGACCUCCAGGACCCGCACCACGUCGCACACUUCCAGGAGAUGUGCGGGGUGCACGGCUCGUUCUCCCUGAGCCCUGGGGCGGGAGGCGGCGGGGAGCUGGACCAGACUCGCACCCACAACAACGGCUCCAUCUCCGGGGGAAGCGAGACGAAGGGUUCGGUCGUAAGUGAAGGCGGGGAGGGGCAGAAGCUGACAUCACAGACUCGACGGAGGAUUGGUGCCUCGACAACAACAUCAACAACAACAACAACAACAGAUGGCGAAACUGAAAACCCCACCACCAACGGGACGGUCCUCACCAACGCCACGGGCGAGGGGGUCGCUACAGGCGGCGUGAAGCCCCACAGCCUCGCCGGGAACAGUCCCGGCAGCACCGUGAAGCCGCUCCGCAAGAACUCCCUGACCGGCGACGCGGGCCACGAGUUCCGGAUCGACAACCGACUCCUGUACUACCUGUUCACGCUGGGAACCGAGCUGGGCAACGAGUCCUUCUACAUCACCUUCUACCCCUUCCUCAUGUGGAACUUGGACGCGUUCGUUGGCCGGCGGGUGGUGAUGGUGUGGGUGUGGGUCAUGUACCUGGGCCAGUGCACCAAGGACCUGGUCGGGUGGCAGCGACCCGCAUCCCCGCCCGUGGUGAAGGUGGAGAUGUUCUACAACUCCGAGUACAGCAUGCCCUCCACCCACGCCAUGUCGGGCACGGCCCUGCCCUUCUCCCUGUUCUUCCUGACCUACGGCCGUUGGGAGUACCCGUUCCCGAUCGGUCUGGGCCUGGCCCUGAUCUGGACUGUACUGGUCUGUGUCAGCAGAAUCUACAUGGGAAUGCACUCCAUCCUGGACGUGGUGGUGGGCUUCCUGUACACCGUGCUCAUCCUGCUGGUCUUCCUGCCCGCACUGGACGCCGUGGACGGCUUCUACCUGACGUACCGCUACGCCCCGCUCGUCAUCGUCUUAGUGCACCUGGGCCUGGGCCUCUUCUCCUUCACCCUGGACACCUGGAGCACCUCGCGGGGCGACACGGCCCAGAUCCUGGGCACCGGCGCCGGCAUGGCCCUGGCCUCCCACGUCAACCACCUGCUGGGCCUGCUCCCGGACCCCGGGCCCGAGCAGCUGCCGCUGCCCAUGACGCCGCUCAGCGCGGGGCUGCUGGCCCUCAUGGGGGUCCGCCUGGCGCUGGGGGUCCUGGUGCUGCUGGCCACGCGGGCCGUGAUGAAGAAGGUCACCAUCACGCUGGUGUGCCGCCUGAUCGGGGUCUCGUCAGAGGACGUGAGGGCGGCCCGGCAGAACAUGGGGGUGGAGCUGCCCUACCGCUACAUCGUCUACGGCGCGGUGGGCUUCAACGUCAUCUUCCUGGUGCCGCUGCUCUUCAGCCACACGCGGCUCUCUUGAUUGGCUCGGCCGGUCUGGUGUCGCUUCCUGGUUGGCCACCGGGGGGGGCGUGGCUAGCCGCGAUAACUGCUUACAGUUCAGUUAACAUUGGGGCCGUUCGUUCUUUCUGGGGUCGGGGGUGGGAGUUUAAACCCAGCUGUUCAAACCACCAGCGUCUCACGUUGGGCGGAAGACUCCCUGCUCGCUCCCAAACGGCUCCUCCCCCGUUUAAGAACUAGCAGAUAGAAAACCUUUCACCUUUUGCAGUACGGACCUUGCUGGACUCAGCACUGGAUCAUCACAUUUGGCAUGUACCUAUCAAAUGAACAAUCCGUUGAACCGGUCUGCAGUGUUAACGGGAUCCUAGGCUCCAGUAAAUGGCCGUGUUCCGUUCUGGUUAAAGACUCACAGCCACAGUUAAAGGCUGGCCUUCAAAGAACAAUGCCGUUCAUGGAUCUCUGGUCUAGCAUCAUUCAUAUUGUACAAUAGUCAGCACCUGCAAGUUAAUAGUUGAAGUGUGCUUAAAGUUCUCAGAAGUGUUCAGACAUACUUUUCUCAAGUACAUUUCAGGGCUGUGUGCCCAGUUUUUUGUUUUUCAUUCAGACGCCAAGUUUGUUUUUUAUUCCGCUCAGAGUCUUGCCAGCGUCUCUGGUGGUUUCAGCCGUGAUUGGCUGAUGAAACCCCACAGAACUGAGGCAUGAUGGGAGAUAUCAGCGGGCUCUCUGUGCAUUUCUUGUUUCGUAUUUAAUCUGUUUUCAUUCACUCUUUUCGUUCAGUGAUGAUAUUUAGUUCCUGGGUGAUUUGAGUUCAUCGUUUAGCGUAACCCAUCGGAGACUGUUUCCUGACCUUUGACCCGGGGUCCCCCUUCUGGCGCAUUGACUCCUCGGUAAAUACUGCACUGACCAUCUAACCCUGGUUCAUGAAGCACCACAGAGCGUCUGGUUUUCGGUUGAGGUUCGUCGUCUUGGAAGAAGAAAGGACGGGACUAAAGAAGGGCUUCCUGGUCUACUGUGAUUGGUUCUCCCUGUGGCCUGUGGAUUGUAUGCUGUGAUGAUGAUGAUGAUGAGGCACAGGUGGGGGACACUAGGCUCCCCUGUUACCGCGGCAGCACCGACUUCCUGUCUGCUACGAAGGAGACGACCCUGACUCCCUGCACGCAUCCAUCCACUUCCUGUCGGACAGAGAGUUGACGAGGCCGGAAACAUGUACAGAAUAUAUACUACCAACAAACUAGUGGGAUUCCGUCAAGAUCUCGUUAAUUAAUUGACUGGAGGAACUGUGAUGUCACAGUCGGACCUGUGAUGUCACGAUCGGACCUGUGAUGUCACGGUCGGACCUGCAAUGUCACGGUCUGACCUCUGAUGUCACGGUCGGACCCGUGGCGUCACCUGCGAUUUUCACUGUCUGACCUGCGAUGUCACCGUCUGACAUGUGAUGUCACGGUCUGAUCUGUGAUGUCACGGUCGGACAUUGUUUUUUCUAAUUACUGCAUUCCUUUUGUUGAUAGUUGUUUUGCCUAAUUGAAGCCACAGUGGAAGUGUCUGGUGACUGAAACGCAGCCUGGCGUGGCUCCAUGUCAGGCUGACCUCGACGCACCUCAUUCAUAUUGGAGUGUGUCAGGAAUCUGACCCGAGUAACAGCUCUGAGCAGUUAUUAGGAAGUGGAACCGCCACUUACUCUGAGCUCCUCGUUGAUCUCUCUCUCUCUCUCUCUCUCUCUCUCUCUCUCUCUCUCUCUCUCUCUCACUCUCACUCUCUCACACACACACACACACACAACCAGGUUUUGUACAAUUUUGUGGCACAAUAUGAAACAGCACAGUCAUCAAUUCAGACCAUUCUGAAUAUGCAACUGACAUUUUCAACUUGUUGGUGAAUGGAUUUCUCCGUUCAGUCAACCGGAGUGCGUGCCUUUAAAGCUAGCUGAAGCUUGCUAACAUAACUAACUGUAGCUGUUGGCGGAGAGCUAAGGGCUUAGCCACCUUCUCCCGUGACAUGCCCGUCUUCUUCCUCCCUCUUCCUCUCUCUUUCAUUUAAUCGUAAUAUAAUCACAUGCGUUCCUGCCUGGUGUGUUGUAAUGUUGCUGUGUGAGGUACUGUCCUGAUAAUAGGGAUAAUGCACUGUUCCCAUGAUGCACUGCUUUCUUCUGAGCUCGCUAGAAGAGGGUCUGUAAAUGCAGAACUGAGAGUGUGGUUCCACGUGGUCGAAGGACUGGAGCCGGACCAGAGGAGGUCCAGGGAUAGGUGGCGGAGGAGGAGACGGUGACCACUAGUAGAACGAGGAGAACGUCUCACUUCUCUAUUUGUCCCUUUAGCUUCGGCACUUACUUCGAAGGGGGAAGCUGUCUCGGGAACACUUCCCCUGUUGAAUGACUCUGAUGUAUUCAGUCGCAGAGUCGUGUGCUUUCCUGCUGUCGCACUAAUGCAGAAUAAGCGUUGUGGCUGUUGUUUUGUUGUUUAUUAUGGUAAACGGUUCCAGAGCUUCCCUGGUCCUACUAUGCGUGUGUGUGUCUGUGUGUGUAUGUGUGUGUGUGUGUGUGUGUGGUUGGUUAAGAACGCGGGGCCGUGAUUGGUUCAGACCGUUCAUAGGCGAACCCUUCACAUCCACAUCCUGUGAACUCGCGUCUGUCGGUCCUGAAGUGUUUACUUCCCCGUGCGCUCUGAGUCGGCACGAGUUAGCUGAGUUAGUAAUAAGCACAGCGCUAACACCGAAGAGGAAGGGGCGAUCCUGUAGCUCUUAUCCGUUUGUUGGGUUUUCCCCGACAGAGGUCAAAGGGAGACGCGUGAUCGGACAGCGUCGUGGGGUCACUCCUCACGAGUCUCGCCUUCAUCCAACAUGGGGAGGGUUGUUCUGAUCCGUGGGGGGGAGGGGAGGGGAGGUACACAGCCGGGGAUGGGGAUGGCGAUGAGGAAGGAAGUGGGACCAAGAGGGCACUGAACCCAUCUUCCUGAAGGGCACCCUGAGGGGUUCUAUUGUGUGAAGAAGCGGUCCGAGGCGUUUUACAACCACUAGGCCAGACUGUCAUUACACCGGUGAGGGAUAUCGUUAGCUCUCGUCUGUGUUUUUUCAUCUGUGGUCAAUUGUUUUAAACACAGUGUGUGUGGCAUGACUUAAAAUGUCGAUUUCUUCUUUUUAUAUCGAUUCGUUUUUUCGGUACACCUGCAGCGACAGACUUCAAUCGUGGGAACUUACGAAGACUAGCGUUGUCGUCGUCGUUUCGGCUUCCCCGACCGAAUCUCAAAACACCGCCGCAUGAAAACAGGGUUCAGCCGCACGGGCGCGGCAGCAUCCCGUUGUAGUGCCUUUUAUGGUCGUUCAGGAAGCGUUGCUAGGCUACCGUACCACCCAGACCACGGAGAGCCGCGGGCAACCUCACUAGACGGACAGUCCCCGACAGCGUUCCACCUGAGGGGCCGCAGUCGACAUGCAGGGUUUUUGUAAAACAUGUGGCGGACCGGACGGCUUCAGUCAGGGCGGGGCGGGGGGGGCGGCGGCGGCGGCGGCGGCGGCCACGGCUACGGCCACGCUGAGAGGCAGAUGGAUCCCUCACGCUACUGUCCACUGGCAUUCAUGCUGAUGGAAAAACACUGCAUGCCCCCCCAACCCAAAAACAAAAUAUAUACAGAACAUAUAUAUGAUCAAUAAUUCAUUCGUACGUUUGAUUACAAAUGUGUUUUAACGUAGUUAGAAAAAAAUUGGCAGAUAUAUUUGUAUUUUUCUUGAAGAAUAUAUUCUGUUGAAUGACUCGUUUUUUGUUUUUUGGACAAUGUUUUUGUCAGGACAUGAAGUGUUGAUGUCCAAUAUCUUGUUUUUGUAAUAAACACCCUCAGAGAUGUUUAGAGGCAUGUGGUUCUGUUUUCACUACCAGUUCCUAGAUUUCAUUGAUUUACCAAACGGCUUCAUGUGAUUCCACUGUAUUUUUAUAUCUUUAUAGAGAUUCUAUCUGAUUGACUGUUGGUUACAUCUUUAAUUGAACUGAAAAUAAAUUGAUGAAACAAUGAA
Molecule: messenger RNA, 5738 nt
Organism: Gadus morhua (Atlantic cod)
Lineage: Eukaryota; Metazoa; Chordata; Actinopteri; Gadiformes; Gadidae
Gene: sgpp1b
Product: sphingosine-1-phosphate phosphatase 1b
Exons: 3
Coding region: 334-1758 (474 amino acids)
Biological process (GO): sphingosine metabolic process
Cellular component (GO): endoplasmic reticulum membrane
Molecular function (GO): sphingosine-1-phosphate phosphatase activity
Source: RefSeq, a predicted model, not a curated record